GCUUUGGACUUCCCCAAAAGGCUUCAUAUCAAUGAAGAGAAUAUUCCUUGAUUAUAAACCCAUGAUCACGAAAAUACUAUGGAAGAUUGAAACUACUAACUUUCAGAGAAUCGGAUUCUAAAGGUGGGUUUAGUUGAGUCUGCGUCUACUGGAGUGUCAAGGGAGGUGGGCGGAAGUGGCAGUAGUAGUAGGCCACAAUUCCCACCAUCCUCACGAUUCCCUUUCCCUUAUUUACUCUGCGAAUCUCCCUCCUCCAAAGGCUAAGGCAUAGGGUCUCCUCCUCCUCCUCCUCCUCCAUCUCCAUGUCUGUCUUUGCUUGAUUUUCAGGGAACACAGACUUGUUCUGGUUCUACUCUCUACCAACACAGGACAUAAGAUGAGUGAUGGGACAGUUCCAGAUCGUCUCCAUAAGGGCGGGGAAUUGGCUGGGACAACAACGGAGGGAACCUCUCAUGUUAACCAUUGGAAGAGAAGGAAUCUUGUUCUUGAGAUACCUUCUCGGACACCGGAUUUUGUUGCAAUAAAAACAGCUCAAACAUCAAGUCCUACACCUAGGAAAGUGAAUUUUAUGUUAACACCAACCUCUUCUUCAGAUGCUAUAUCUUCAGGGCCAUCUUCUUCAUCCAGAGGCAAAUCAUCCAUCAAGACUCUCUUUCCUAAACUUAGCUUCAUAUACCGAAGUUCCUCGGACGUCGAUGAGGCUUCUUCGUCUGCAGGGACACAAGAGAAGGCUAAAGCUUCAAAGCCCUUGUCCAUGGCCACGAUCUUUACGCCUAGGUCGAAGCAGCAAGCUUCAUCACUACCUGUAACUCCUAUAGCUCAUUAUAAUCCAGAAUCUACACAUGAUGAAAACAACAAAGGGAGUGAACAGGAAUCAGUAAGAAGAGGAACUCAGAAACGGAUAUCUCGCUCCCUUUCUCUUCCAGCCAAUAACAAGGGAAGAAGCAUAAGGAGGACUGAUUCAUUUUUUCGUGUAAUUCCGUCGACCCCACGACCAAAGGAAGGGGAUUCGACAUUGAAUACUUCUACAACAGUAGAAAUAGAAAAUAAAGAUUCCAAUGGUGAAGACAUCUCUGAAGAAGACGCUGUUUGCAGAAUCUGCAUGGUUGAAUUAUGUGAAGGAGGUGAGACUCUAAAGAUGGAAUGUAGCUGCAAAGGUGCACUUGCUCUGGCUCACCAAGAAUGUGCAGUUAAAUGGUUUAGUAUCAAGGGAAACAAAACGUGCGACGUUUGCAAGAAAGAGGUUCAAAACCUUCCUGUAACUUUGUUAAAGGUCCAGAGCAUUCGAACUCAAGUGUUUGGGGCAGCUAGAACUCAGCAGGACAAUGUUAAUGGCUAUAGGGUCUGGCAGGAGUUUCCCGUGCUCGUGAUUGUUAGCAUACUAGCCUACUUCUGCUUUCUUGAGCAACUACUGGUGCAGGUUGCAAAAAUGGGCACCAGUGCAAUUGCCAUUUCACUUCCAUUUUCUUGCGUUUUGGGUCUACUCUCAUCAAUGACCUCCUCAACCAUGGUGAAUAGAAGAUUUGUAUGGGUAUAUGCAACAGUUCAAUUUGCUAUGGUGGUUCUCUUCUCGCACAUAUUUUACUCCGUGGUUGGUGUCCAAGCAGUUUUGGCUAUCAUACUGGCUACAUUAACUGGGCUUGGCAUCAUCAUGAGUGGAAGUUCAAUUAUUGUUGAGUUUUUAAGAUGGAGAAGACGAUGGUGGCUUCCAACAACACAACAGCACCUCGACUCUCAGAGAAUAGCACAACCGGUACGAUCGUCUAUAGCUAUAAGUUCACUGCACAAUGCUAUACCCCGCCAGCAUCACACAGUUGUGUGAAGAAACAGUGUUGACCAAAGUGAGUUAUGUUAUUGUUUGAUCUAUUGUGUAUGGUUUUCAUUACAUGUAAAAGGACUGUAGGUGGUGAGUUUUCUGAACCAUAGUUCCCUUGUAUAGACUUUAUGCCGUGGUUCUGGAAGUUGUCAACUUGUAUCAAGUUUGUGGAUAUAAUAGGAACACGAGAUAACCAGAGAGUGAAUCUGGUCUAUAGCAUUCUCAUAAAUGCAUCCCACAUAAAUUCGUGA
Cucurbita pepo subsp. pepo (vegetable marrow) is the source of this 2067-nucleotide messenger RNA. RefSeq lists its product as uncharacterized. NCBI's taxonomy places the organism in Eukaryota, Viridiplantae, Streptophyta, Magnoliopsida, Cucurbitales, Cucurbitaceae. Gene Ontology annotation, molecular function: zinc ion binding. The record is from RefSeq and is a predicted model, not a curated record.